UACUAAUUACUACAUUGAUAGCUCCCCAACUGAACUGAAAGAAGCAAAGCAAAGUCAGAAAUGCCAACGAUUCUAUCCACGAUGUCAUCGUCGCUGAGAGUAAGUGUAAGAGCAUCAUGGGACACUCAGCAAAGACUCACUUACAAUCCAAAUGCUCCUCGAAAACACACCAAAAAUCCCACCUCUCAGCCCAACACUUUGUCUUUACCACCACCCACCACAACUUCACCUCUCUCAGUCACUGUAACAACUCAAUCAGUUUCUAACCUUCUCAAACGCAACACUACACCUCAAGACUUACCGAAGUCUAUGGUAGGAGUUAUGAAGAAAUUGGAUGAUACAUAUUUGGGAUAUGAAAGAUGGAUGCCCACUCCACCAAAAGUGGAAAAGCCUCGAUCAGUUUAUAAUGCAGCAACUUUAGCAUAUAUCGGUGAUAGCAUAUAUGAGCUAUAUGCUCGAAGACACUUUUUGUUUCCUCCACUAAGCAUUGAGGAAUACAAUGAUCGCGUAAUGUCAGUAGUACGCUGUGAAGCACAGGAUGCGUUGCUUCAUAAGCUUCUUAAUGAUAACUUCUUGUCAAAAGAAGAAAGAGAUGUCCUUCGGUGGGGGAAGAAUAUUGCUUCAGCUAAAACACGGACAAAAAAACGUGCUGGAGCAGCAGUUUAUAACCGAGCAUCUUCACUGGAGACACUAGUUGGUUACUUGUACUUGACAGAUGUAACUCGUUUGGAAGAAGUCAUGCUAAAGUUGGGAUUCUCAGUUGACUCAUCUACACCGGUGCUGGAGGAAACCGAUAGUGAGCAAGCACAAUAGCCUAUAAAGCUGGAGUUGCACAGGCAUAUACCAACAUUUUGGAGUCUUCAACUGUCAUGUAUAAACUUUAUAAAGUCUAUGAUAAUUAGUUGUAUAUGCACAGCUUCUAGGCAAGAUACUUCAAUGUAGACUUGAAAUGUUCAUGUUUUGCUUCCAGUAAUGAUCCAAAGGAGUUGCAUGAUCCAAAA
Ricinus communis (castor bean) is the source of this 1001-nucleotide messenger RNA. Its product is annotated as mini-ribonuclease 3. Gene Ontology annotation, molecular function: ribonuclease III activity. The record is from RefSeq and is a predicted model, not a curated record. Gene Ontology annotation, biological process: RNA processing. Lineage: Eukaryota; Viridiplantae; Streptophyta; Magnoliopsida; Malpighiales; Euphorbiaceae. The coding region runs from base 61 to 813 and encodes 250 amino acids. The transcript is spliced from 7 exons.